GUGAUUGCGUCGCCCAAUCGCGAGCCGGCCGCCCAGAUACGUGGCAUGAAGGCAGCGAUCCCUUCACGAUCCACGUCCGCCAUUUUGACUCACAACAGUUUUCGUGGGAUUGUGUUAGUAAAUUGACGGGAGUUGAUACCUCCCAAGUUUUAAGAAGACAGGUUCCUCUUUUAAACAUCCACCAUGGGGAAUAUGUUUGCAAACCUUUUUAAAGGCCUUUUUGGCAAAAAGGAGAUGAGAAUAUUGAUGGUCGGAUUGGAUGCUGCUGGUAAAACCACCAUUUUGUACAAACUGAAAUUAGGAGAGAUUGUAACAACUAUUCCAACUAUUGGUUUCAAUGUGGAGACUGUCGAAUACAAGAACAUCAGCUUUACAGUGUGGGAUGUGGGUGGUCAGGACAAGAUCAGGCCACUUUGGCGGCACUAUUUCCAGAACACUCAGGGGUUGAUAUUUGUGGUUGACAGCAAUGACAGAGAGAGAAUUGGAGAAGCUAGAGAGGAGCUCAUGCGAAUGCUUGCAGAAGAUGAACUCCGGGAUGCUGUGCUACUCAUAUUCGCUAACAAACAGGAUUUGCCCAAUGCUAUGAAUGCUGCUGAAAUCACAGACAAACUUGGUCUCCACUCACUACGUAACCGCAACUGGUACAUUCAAGCUACUUGUGCAACAAGCGGAGACGGCCUUUACGAGGGUCUGGACUGGCUGUCCAAUCAGCUCAAGAGUGCAAAUCGUUAAGUUUCUUCAGUUCACCCUCCUGACCAUCAGUGGCUGCCCUCCCCUGGCAGUUUCUGCAAGAGAGAUUGGGACUGUGGCCGCAAAAUACAAUGCUAUUUAUCUUUCA
Molecule: messenger RNA, 838 nt
Organism: Thrips palmi
Lineage: Eukaryota; Metazoa; Arthropoda; Insecta; Thysanoptera; Thripidae
Gene: Arf79F
Product: ADP-ribosylation factor 1
Exons: 5
Coding region: 184-732 (182 amino acids)
Biological process (GO): intracellular protein transport; vesicle-mediated transport
Cellular component (GO): cytoplasm; plasma membrane
Molecular function (GO): GTPase activity; GTP binding
Source: RefSeq, a predicted model, not a curated record